This is a messenger RNA of Cuscuta campestris, 2928 nucleotides long. The record is from the annotation of a GenBank genome assembly. Lineage: Eukaryota; Viridiplantae; Streptophyta; Magnoliopsida; Solanales; Convolvulaceae.
AGUACUUUCUAUCUCUAUCAGACCAGUAACCCUCCUUCGGCAUUCAUUUUUCUCAAAAAUUGGAUGAAGUGAGAUAGCUGAAUCAUUAACAUCCAAAGUUGGUAGGUCAGCCACCUUGUAUCCCCUUUUAAAUGGCUCAUCACUGUUUGGAUUUCCGUGUGGUAAAGACUGGAUGUUGCUGGUAGAGGGCUUAGAAUCACAGUGUGUAGUGGCGUGGGUUAGCAAUGUAGCUAUAAGGACAUAUCCCGGGGUUGGGACGGGGGUAAGGGGUACGGGGGUAGGAGGGUCGCAGAGGGGUAGUGUAGUGUCACAUGUGCGUUUCGGCUCAUGGAACAUAGGGACCCUCACAGGUAAGUUUAUUGAGUUGGUGCAAGUUCUCAAGAGAAGAAGGAUUCAGGUGGCAUGCGUGCAAGAAACCAGGUGGGUGGGCACUAAGGCGCGAGAGGUUGAUGGUUUCAAACUGUGGUAUUCAGGUUCAGCUAGGGGAAGGAAUGGAGUCGGCAUUUUGGUGGCGCCGGAGCUGCGGGAGUUUGUGGUGGAGGUGAAGAGGAUUAGCGAUCGUCUGAUGUUUAUCAAGUUGGUUUUGGGUGGGUGUGCGAUCAAUGUCAUGAGUGCUUACGCCCCGCAUGUUGGCCUGGCAGACGAAGUAAAGAGGGAGUUUUGGGACGCCUUGGAUGGGGUGGUUGUUGGUUUUCCACUGACUGAGAAAGUCGUCAUUGGAGGCGACUUCAAUGGCCAUAUUGGAGAGUCGGCCGAUGGCUUCAAGGACGUGCACGGUGGUUUUGGCUUUGGCAGCAGGAACCCAGCGGGAGUUUCACUCUUGGAGUUUGCCAGAGCGAGUGAUAUGGUGGUUGCUAACUCUUGUUUCCCUAAACGAGACGACCAUUUGGCUACAUUUGUUAGUGGAGUGUGGACGACACAGAUCGACUAUCUUCUCCUGCGCAGGUGUGAUCGGGUGCUCUGCAAGGAUGCUAAAGUAAUUCCGAGUGAAAAUGUCACUACCCAACACAAGCUUCUCGUGAUGGAUGUUAUGAUCAGGUGGGAAAAACAUAGGAGAGCUUCGAGUGGCAACACACAAAUCCGGUGGAGGAGACUAAGUGCGGAGAAUAUCGCUGAGUGGACCAGGCGAGUGCAGGAGAGAGGUGCGUGGGAAUCGACCGGAGAGGCUACUGAUAUGUGGGUGCGGACUGCUAACUGCAUCAGGGAAACAGUCAGGGAAGUGUUAGGUGUGAGCUUUGGCUCUAGGAGUAGGCGUCAGGGUGAUUGGCGGUGGAGCGAUUCAGUCCGAAGUAAGGUGGAAGCCAAGAAGGCGGCGUAUUUGAGGUACAUGGGCUGCAAUGUUGAGGAGGAAAGAGCGGCGUUACAAGUGGAGUACAAGAAAGCACGCAAAGAAGCUAAGUUAGAGGUAACGAGGGCAAAGAAUGCCGCUUUUGAACGCCUCUACAAGGAUAUUGAGGAGAAAGGCAGUGUUAAUCCACUGUUCCGGCUUGCUAAGGUGCGUGAGAGAAAGGCCCGAGAUCUGGAUUGCGUGAGAUGCGUGAAGGGUAGCGAUGGUAGAGUGUUAGUUGAGACUGCCAAGACAGCAAGGAUGCCUGAUGAGUGGAGGGAGAGUCUCUUGGUCCCUCUGUUUAAAGGCAAAGGUGACAUUCAGAGCUGCGAGAAUUACAGAGGCAUCAAACUGCUUAGCCACACCAUGAAGGUUUGGGAGCGAAUCAUUGAGUAUAGGGUGCGGAAAGGGGUUUGCAUCUCUGAGAACCAGUUUGGUUUCAUGCCUGGCAGAUCGACUACAAAGGCCAUUCAUCUCGUGAGGAGGUUAAUGGAAGAGUAUAGGGCUAGGAAGAAGGACCUUCAUAUGGUGUUUAUUGACCUUGAGAAGGCGUAUGAUAGGGUGCCAAGGAAGGUCUUAUGGAGGUGCCUUGAGGCGAGGGGAGUUCCCAUCGUGUACACUCGCGCGAUCAAGGAUAUGUACGAUGGGGCUAUGACCAAGAUAAGGACUUCCGGGGGCGACUCAGAUUCUUUCUCGAUAGGGAUGGGGUUGCACCAGGGCGGCCGGGAUACAGAAUCAGAGGUGGAAGCUGAUGGGGAGUUAGAUGCGGAUGUUGGACAUCGUGUUGGAGUGGCUUGGGCCAAAUGGCGGUUAGCUUCAGGGGUGUUGUGUGAUCCGAAGAUUUCACUUAGAAUGAAAGGUAAGUUCUAUCGAUCCGUAGUCAGACCCGCUAUGUUAUAUGGGGCAGAGUGUUGGGCGGUUAAGAAGACUCAUGUGCAUCGUCUGCAUGCGGCGGAGAUGCGGAUGUUACGAUGGAUGUGUGAGAAGACAAGGUUGGAUAGGAUUUCGAACGAAGUUAUCCGACGUCAGGUAGGCAUGGCACAGGUGGAAGAUAAGUUGCGGGAAGCGAGGUUGAGAUGGUUUGGCCAUGUGAGACGGCGGGAUGCUGACGCCCCUGUACGGAGAUGCGAGAAGAUUACGGUUAUCGGGGGAAGUAGGGGAAGGGGUAGACCUAGGAAGAAUUGGAAGGAGGUGAUUAGGCAGGAUUUAGGACUUCUUGACCUGACUGAGGAUAUGGCCCUAGAUAGGAACCUUUGGAAAACUAGGAUUAGAGUAGCUGGAUAGGAGCUCGGUGUUGUAGAGGUGGAGCCGGGGGUCUCUUGAAAACAGCCUCCCUACUUCUGAGUAGGGGCAAGGUUUAGCUAAUAGUGGUGUAGCAUUCCCCGUGGGCUGGUUGAAAGAAUUUGAAAACCUGUUAGAGUUUCCCCGAAAUGUUUAUUGCCUCCAUAGGUCUUUGUUGCAACUGCACUCCUUUCAUUACUCAAACUUAUCAGUGUAAUCCUUUAAGCUUCCAGCCUGACACAACUUCUUAGAUUCUUCAGCCACAUCAUUGUCAACAGCAUCAAAUCUAGUGCAUACAUCAAUAAUGAAUUCCUCCCAUU